AUGUCGAAAGCAGAGGCAUUGGAUUUGGCAACUGGGCUUGGUGGAAAGAUUGACAAGAGUGACGUUCUCUCCGCUAUUGACAAGUACGAAAAAUAUCAUGACUAUUAUGGAGGUGUCAAGGAUGAGAGAAAAUCUAACUACACCGAUAUGGUAAACAAAUACUAUGAUCUUGUCACAAGUUUCUAUGAAUAUGGCUGGGGAGAAUCAUUCCACUUUGCAGCCAGAUGGAAAGGAGAGUCUCUGCAAGAGAGCAUUAAAAGGCAUGAGCACUUCCUUGCCUUACAACUUGGCCUUAAACCAGGACAAAAGGUCUUGGAUGUAGGAUGUGGAAUUGGUGGACCAUUAAGAGAAAUUGCUCGAUUCAGUUCUACAUCUAUUACGGGGCUCAACAAUAAUGAAUAUCAGAUAACGCGAGGAAAGGCCCUAAACCGCGUUGCAGGAGUAGACAAGACUUGUGACUUCGUGAAAGCCGAUUUCAUGAAGAUGCCAUUCCCAGACAAUAGUUUUGAUGCAAUAUAUGCAAUUGAAGCGACUUGCCAUGCUCCGGAUGCGGUUGGGUGCUACAAGGAGAUUUACAGGGUACUGAAACCAGCAAUCGGACGUUUUAUCACCAAAAAUAUGGUCAUGGCUCUUGAAAAAGUGGGACUUGCCCCAAAGGGAAGUCAAAGGGUUCAAGCUUUCCUGGAGAAAGCAGCAGAAGGACUUGUUGCUGGUGGACAGAAAGAAAUUUUCACCUCGAUGUAUUUCUUCUUAGCUCGGAAGCCCCAUUUGGACGGUCAGUGA
Messenger RNA from Fraxinus pennsylvanica, 783 nucleotides. Lineage: Eukaryota; Viridiplantae; Streptophyta; Magnoliopsida; Lamiales; Oleaceae. The record is from the annotation of a GenBank genome assembly.